AUGGAUUAUGUCAGGAAUAUCUCAACACGAAGGGAUUUCCAUCUCCUCGCAUUUUCUAAUACUGAAGAACAUCCUCACAUUAUUUUUAUUGGGCUGUUCCUAAUGUACAUACUGGCUGUGCUUGGAAACUUGCUGAUUAUUGUACUUGUGUUUCUAGUUCCCCAACUGCAAACUCCAAUGUACUUCUUUCUAUGUAACCUGGCAGCCCAGGACAUUAUCUCUGUCUCUGCUGCCCUACCAAAGCUGAUGGACAUCACAGUGACAGGAGAAACCAGCAUUUCUUUUUAUGGCUGUAUAACUCAAGUUUUUCUCUUAAUAACCUGCCCUUCUCAAGAUUUCUUCCUUUUGGCCACCAUGGCUUAUGAUCGCUAUGUAGCUAUUUGUAUCCCUCUGCGUUAUCAUCUGAUGAUGAACCCAAGGUUCUGCAUCCGGCUAGUGACAACCACUUGGAUGUUUUGUGCCAUCAAUGCCAUGUGCUACUCUUUGUUUUUAUCUGAUUUAUCAUUCUGCAGGCUUCUUGAUAUCAAUUAUAUAGUCUGUGAAAUAAUAUCUAUGAUGGAGCUUUCCUGCAGUGAUAUAACACAUAUACAGACAUUGAUAGCAGUGGAUGUACCAUUAAUGGGGAUUCUUCCAGUUGGACUGAUUUUAGCAUCUUAUAUAUACAUUAUAUAUUCCAUCCUGAAGAUGAGAACCGUAGCUGCAAGGCUCAAGACUUUCUCCAGCUGUUCUUCACAUAUCACAGUUGUUUUGCUAUUUGGAGGAACAUGCAUUAGCUUGUAUGUGAAACCGGAGUCACAAAACUCUCAAGAAGUUGACAAGAUGCUUUCCCUGAUGUACUUAGGUUUUGUUCCAAUGUUAAACCCCUUAGUGUACAGCCUCCGAAACAGACAGGUCCAGUCUGCUGCAAAAAUUGUACUUACCAAAUAUAUAUGUGUGGGAUCCUUUAUCCAGAAAUUGGUUAUGUAG
Messenger RNA from Xenopus laevis (African clawed frog), 966 nucleotides. Its product is annotated as olfactory receptor 1-like. Bases 1 to 966 code for a protein of 321 amino acids. Lineage: Eukaryota; Metazoa; Chordata; Amphibia; Anura; Pipidae. The record is from RefSeq and is a predicted model, not a curated record. The transcript has a single exon.